Rhizophagus irregularis DAOM 181602=DAOM 197198 is the source of this 291-nucleotide messenger RNA. Lineage: Eukaryota; Fungi; Glomeromycota; Glomeromycetes; Glomerales; Glomeraceae. The record is from RefSeq and is a predicted model, not a curated record.
AUGGAAACCUCUUUGACAAAUACAUGUUGUAAUGGCUGUGAAACAUUUAAAGCAUUAUAUGAAUUUAUGGGUCAUGGUGCUAACGAAAUAAAUAAUAACCAACCUAAUAUCUUAGAAGUCAUUGAUAUUGAUUUUUUAAAAAAUAAUUUAUUAUCAUAUACAGAUAAUGAUAAAGACAAUUAUCAUAAAGAUUUAAAUAUAAUAGAUGAAUCAACUGAAGGAGAUAUUGAAUUGUUUGAUGACUUAAUUGAUACAACUGAAAAGGCACUUACUUUCCUAAAGGAAUAUUAA